AUGGCAAGGAUCCCUCUUACUUCAGCAUCACUCGACUUAGCUUCAAUGGCGUUUACCUGUGUUAUUAAUACGGAAGCUGCACAUCUUCAUAUCCACUGGGCGGAAGAGGCUGAGGGCAAGACAGACUGGCUCAUGGCUGUUGUCAAGCGAUAUCACUUGGAGGAAGAUGACAGCAUCCGAGAUUUGAGGCGAGCGUUACAUAACAUCCUGGAUUGGGGAUUAAGUGACCGCCUAGCCUUAGUGAAAUCCCAAGUGGAUUUGUAUCAAGAGCAAGCAGUGUUGACAUAUGGCCAUGGCAGUGGACCCGCGAAGCGGAGACGAGUGGGGGAGAUUGAUUCAGUCGUGUGA
This is a messenger RNA of Pseudogymnoascus destructans, 348 nucleotides long. RefSeq lists its product as uncharacterized. The record is from RefSeq and is a predicted model, not a curated record. NCBI's taxonomy places the organism in Eukaryota, Fungi, Ascomycota, Leotiomycetes, Thelebolales, Thelebolaceae. The transcript has a single exon. The coding region runs from base 1 to 348 and encodes 115 amino acids.